AUGCCUCCAAUGUUGAGAUGGUUGGGUGAAAGACUUGGUGGAGCUCCAUCAUCACCAACAUCCGCUUCACCAUCAAUCCCUUCCACGAAUAGCAGCGCUUAUUCAACACCGAGAAAAGAGGGCGAUUGGUCAGCCGCAUUCGCCUCGGAUCCCACACAAUGGGAACGCUCUUUUGAGCAACUUUGGAUAAAAGCGGAAAAAUGCAUUGAGAAAAUGGAAAACGAUCAAGAACACGAGAUUUCUUAUGAAGAAAUUACAACGUAUGUGAGCACAUUGAAAGAAAUGUGUCAAUUGUUGAUGAUGGAGGUGAAUGCACAACCCGAGCCCGCCAUUGGACCAAUUCUUGAUCGAUUUUUCACGCAACAAAUUUUUGAACGAACAAUGGAUUGGGCUAUUCAGGUGCCGAUCACAUAUCGAUCAGUUUGUCAGUUGGCUCUCAUUCGAAUCUAUGACUUGAUCGUGAGUGAAAGUCAUACUCAGAAUCAUUGCCUCCUCGUUCACAAGCCUAUUUUAAUCCCAUUGUUGAGACUCUUUGAAUGGUGUCGAAAAGACACAGGAGCUCGGCAAAGAGCUCGCGGCGCUGAGCCUUCUCCAACUGAUAAACACUUCGUUUUGCUUUUAUAUCAGAUCUGCACAAAAAUGGCUGGCGAUCCAACUCUUUUGCACUUUUUCUUCACUUGUGCCUAUGGUGCUGAUCAAUUCGUCGUCUUUUCCCUUCUCAUCAGAUUUCUCUACGAUCAAAAUGAUGUGGGUCAAUUGGCAAGAGAUGCACUCUUGCUCAUUCUAUCAGUGUCCUCGAAGAACAAGACUGUUGCAGAAUUUGUGGCAUUUAAGUCGUCUUUCUGCCCAGUGCUGGCCACGGGACUCUCCGGGUGUUUCUCGCAGUUGAGUCGUUUCUUGAGCACUGAUGAAAUCGAUCGCUCAUCAACGAGUCCCUUGUAUCAACAAUCACAAAAUGUCAUUGACAUAGCCGCUCAAGAGGCUUUAACCGAUUUUCACUCGAGUCUCCUCUUUUGCAAUGCAGUUGUACAGGCUGCUCAUCCAGCUGUCAUCGAGAAAAUCGCACAGUUUUUCUAUUCUGGUUUUUUAAUGUCCGUUGUGAGGCCGGCUUUGUUACAGGAAGAACGAGAGGGAGCUGCUGCGGCGACUGUUUACUUGCAAAUUUGUCUCUCAACAGUCACCGAAGAACCCCUGCUACGAACGAUUAUCCGAAUGCUGCUUAUUGAAAGAGAUGAUGAAGAUGUUCAGCCGAUUAUUCAAAUCAUCAUUUCUAGGAUUCAAAUAGCUGAUCGACUAGGCACCGUUUCUCUAGCGUUGAUUGAUGAUUUGAUUCAAUUGGGUUGUGAGGAUGUGAUGCUUGUGCUAACGUUUAGACAUUUAUUACCAUUGAGGCAUUCAACGCGUGCUUUUCUUUCCCGAGUCCGUGAUCGUCUUCAAGCGAUCAAAUUGGCGGAAAGGCUUUUAGCCUGCGUGCCGCAAUGUGCGUCAAAAUAUGAAGAACUUGCUUCUCAAGUGGCACUGAAUUUGUAUCUACGAGAAGGGGCAACAAUGGUUCAAAAGCGGGUCGCCUCGUGCGCCAAAUGGAAAUGGAAAUAUGAUGGAGUUCAACCAAGUCCGCUUCUAUUUCGAACUGAUUCCGAUGAAGAGCCGUCAAAUUAUUCGGGAUUCACUCGACUUUCCUCUGUUCGCUCUUCAAUGUCCUCAUCAGCAAGGGGAAUCAAUCGAUAUUUCUCUUCGAAAAGUGCACAUAUGACAGCGGAAAGUGGCUUUGAGGGAAAGCUAGCCUCGUUGGGUGGCUCGGCCGAUGGAUCCCCGAGAGUCAGCCGAUCACCAUCGCCUGUCGUUGAAGAUUCGGAAUUCAUCCUACCACCGAUCACAAUGAGCUCAAAAAUGACCUCAUCAAUGGUUGAUUAUUUUCAAUUGGUUGUUUAUGAUGACCUUUCUGAUGAUCCUCCUUCAUCCCCUGAACGACACAAAAGUAAUUCUGAUGAGAAUUCGUUUUCGAAAACGAAUAGAGGAUCACCAAAAGAUGAAAGAUCCGAAGCCGAAUCUUCAGCACGAGGCUUUGAUACAGAUGCUGAAAUGGCUCGUUCAUUUGUGCUUUCUGGUUUUGGGGAAGUUGAGGACUUGGAUACUUUCAUGAGUCUACUUGAUCGUCGCUCGAUUAACCCAAAGAGAAUGGCUGGUGUGCCUGAAAAUUUAGCCUUUAUCGAUAGCAAGAUUCAAUAUAUGAGAGAAUUGGCCGGA
Molecule: messenger RNA, 2247 nt
Organism: Mesorhabditis belari
Lineage: Eukaryota; Metazoa; Nematoda; Chromadorea; Rhabditida; Rhabditidae
Source: the annotation of a GenBank genome assembly